This is a messenger RNA of Lactuca saligna, 2456 nucleotides long. Lineage: Eukaryota; Viridiplantae; Streptophyta; Magnoliopsida; Asterales; Asteraceae. The record is from the annotation of a GenBank genome assembly.
AUGAAUCUGAAGCAUUUCUUAUCGAGACUGACAAUCAACAAGGUGUCAAGAUUUAGCGGUAGAAGAACUCCAUCAUGGAAUUACAGAGAGGUUUGCACCAGUCGUUGUAUUACCCCUCUGAUUCACCUUCCAGAAUAUCAUAAAGAGGAUUCCCGGAUUGGAAACCCUAAAACGCCGAUGGCGCAUUCAUUCUUCUAUAGAUUUGUUCAUUCUGGUCAACAAACUGUUCCGAGCAGUACCAACGCUGUAGAGACUGUUUCUGUAAACUCAGAGGACGAUGAUGAUGUGGUAAUGAAUGAAUUCUUAUCUAGAUUCGUUUGGAUCAUGAGAGGAAAGCUUACAGAGGUUUAUACCGAUGCUGAUAAGAAAGAAAUCGAUGCAAUGCUUCAUAUCAUCGUUGAGAAGGUUGUAUCAGAAAUGGAGGCAGGUCGUCUAGAGUCGUUUCUUGGCUCUGAAACAGCCUCUGUGUCCCAAGAUUUUAGUGAGGAUUUAUGGAAAACAGUGUGGGAGGUUAGCAACAUUGUUGUAGAAGAUAUGAAGAAGGCUAAAAAGAAGGAAAAAAUGAAGAGUUUUCUUCAGUCUGAAGAAGUUAAAGAUAUGGCACGAUUUGCUGGUGAAAUAGGGAUACGAGGAGACUUGCUGAGAGAGCUUAGAUUCAAAUGGGCUCGUGAGAAAUUGGAAGAUAGUGAGUUUUAUGAUUCAUUGGAGCUUUUAAGACAAGAAGCUAAGGAACAAGAACAAGAACCAGAAUCAGAAACAGAAACAACCGAAUUUCAUGAAGAUAACAUUGAGAAAGAAGAUGAUGCUGAGGAGAUUUCUUUACCCAAAAGGAGUGGAAAGAUUAAAUACAAGAUCUAUGGCCUUGAUCUUUCCAAACCCAAAUGGGCAGAAGUGGCUGAUCAUAUCCAUGAAACUGGAGGAUCUGUAUGGCCUCAAGAACCAAAACCAAUAUCUGGAAAAUCAAAGAUUGUUACAGAGAAACUACUUUCAUUACAAGUAGAUAAUGAUCCUUCACCACUGAUUACAGAAUGGAUAGAGCUACAACAACCUAACAGGAUUGACUGGAUUGCAUUGCUUAACAGAUUAAAACAACAAAACGAUCAACUAUACUUCAAGGUUACAGAACUGUUACUCGAUGAAGAAUCUUUCCAAACCACCAUAAGAGAUUAUUCACACCUAAUUGAUGCCUACGCCAAAAACAACCAAUUAGAAAACGCAGAAAGAAUCAUCAAGAAAAUGACCGAAAAGGGCAUAUCACCAGACAUCCUAACAAAAACCACAAUGGUCCACAUGUACAGCAAAUCAGGCAAUCUGAAUCUUGCAAAAGAAGCAUUCGAUAGCUUAAAAACCUUAGGCUUCCAACCAGACCUCAAAGUCUACAACUCCAUGAUCAUGGCUUACAUCAACACAGGUGAUCGAAAAUCCAGUGAAGCUUUAAUGAGAGAUCUAGAGUCACAAAACUUCAAACCCUCUGAAACCACAUUUCUUGCAUUACUCAAAUCCUAUGCUCAAAACGGAGACCCAAUCGGAGCACAUCGAAUCUUCACCCGUAUGGAAUUUGCAGGAUUCCCAAAAAGCCUUGAAUCAUGCACUUAUCUUGUUGAAGCCUACAGCCGAAAAGGCAACCCUGAUCAAGCAAGAAAACAUUUUGAUGAAAUCAUCAAACUCGGAUACAAACCAAACGACAACUGCAUUGCUAGAAUGAUUUCAGCUUAUGCUAAAAAGAAUCUUCUAGACAAAGGUCUACAACUUCUGCUACAGCUUGAGAAAGAAGGAACUGAACAUGGUGUCGAGACUUAUUCUGUCCUCAUCGAUUGGUUAGGGAAGUUGCAAUUGAUGGAAGAAGUGGAGGGUAUUUUGGGGAAGUUAUCUGAGAAAGGUGUGGAUCCUUCAUUAUCAGUUCAUUUAAGUCUUUGUGAUAUGUAUGCAAGAGGUAGAGAAGAGAAGAAGGCUCUUCAAGCACUUGGUGUUGUUGAAGCUAAUAAGGAGAAGUUGAGAGGUGAUGAAUUUGAGAAAGUUAUAAGUGGUCUUAUUGCUGGUGGAUUUAAGCAAGAUGCUGAAAGGAUACAUAACAUGAUGAAGGAACAAGGGUUUAAAGUGUCUGAACAGUUGAGUGUGAGUUUACAAGCUGCUCAGACGUUUAAUCGGAAGAGAUCUUCUUUCAUGAGAUAGUUUUGUGAUUCAUAUUCUUGUUUGAUGGAUAUUUUGUUGGAUUUUCUCACUUUUGGUAAUAACUUGUGGUCUUGAAACUUGAAACUGAGGAAGAAAAAAGGGUUAUUGGAUCAUUUGAUUUGAUAAUAUAUAUAUGUUGCUUUAUUUAUUAAUUAUUAUUAUUAUUAUAGAAGUUGUUAGAGUUUAGGAUAGAAAAAGAUUGUAUGGAAUAUAUGGAUUACGUUUUUGCUUUGAUGUAAAACUUGUUUCUUAUUUCCAUCUUUUGGAAAAGGUUUGUAUCUCAC